Danio aesculapii is the source of this 817-nucleotide messenger RNA. RefSeq names its product canopy FGF signaling regulator 1 (gene cnpy1). The record is from RefSeq and is a predicted model, not a curated record. The transcript has 6 exons. Lineage: Eukaryota; Metazoa; Chordata; Actinopteri; Cypriniformes; Danionidae. Gene Ontology annotation, cellular component: endoplasmic reticulum. The coding region runs from base 254 to 817 and encodes 187 amino acids.
UGUGGCCAGCACGGUUGCUGGUCGUGGCAGCACGGCAGGAAAGCACGUAGAAAGUCUUUUCUUUUUGAAUAGGAAGAGCGUUUGUCAUUCAUUUUCAUACGGAAUGCUUGAAGUUUUAGUGUCAGCUUCGUAGCAUCGAACUUGUUUCUUGAUUUGCCUUCAGCCAUUUUUGUGUAGCAACGAAAACUUUUCCGGUGCCUCAUUCAUUCAUUCACCUCUUGUUGUUUUUCACGUAACGUCUCAGGAGACCAGCAUGUCACCAUGGAUUACGCAUAUUCGCCUUGUUCUUGUGGCUGCGCUCAUGUUGCUCCAGACAACUGAUUCAAAGAAAGAUGAAGCACUGUACUGCUCAGCCUGCAUGGCAAUUGCAGAUGAAAUUAACUAUUCCAUCAGUCAGACGGAUCCAAAAAAGAUGAUUCAUGUUGGUGGCUUCAGACUUAAACCUGAUGGAAGUCUUACAGACAAAAAGGUUCCUCUUGCUAGGUCUGAAACUUAUUUAACUGAACUGCUGGAAGAAGUUUGCAAAAGCAUGAGCGAUUAUGCUCAGUACGAGAACCCGGACACCAAAGAAAAGAGCUACAAGAGAUUUGCACCAAGAGAUAAUGAUGGCGGGAAUUUUCCAGAUUUCAAAAAUUUUAAGUUUGAUGGACCAGAGAGUUCCAGUGCCUUGAAGUUUGCUUGUGAAAGCAUUGUGGAAGAGCUGGAAGAUGAUAUCAUCUCUCUCUUCGCCAGUGAUGCAGACCAUGUGGCAAAGACGUUGUGCAGUGAAGUAUCAGAUCACUGUAAGAGCUCCGUUUUCCAGCACAGUGAACUUUAG